Messenger RNA from Insectozyma verbasci, 327 nucleotides. The record is from the annotation of a GenBank genome assembly. NCBI's taxonomy places the organism in Eukaryota, Fungi, Ascomycota, Pichiomycetes, Serinales, Debaryomycetaceae.
AUGUUUAAACGAUUUCUAACCAUGUCUACAAAUGUAAUCAAAUCUGAAAAUCCAGGACCGAUUGAAUUAUCAAUAAUAGAAAAAGUAACAAAAGAAUUUCAACCUUCUUAUUUAAAAAUUGUAAACGAUUCACAUAAACAUGCACAUCAUGCUGGUAUUCGAGGUGCUUCAAAUAAAACAGAAUCACAUUUUAGAAUAGAAAUAGUGAGUGAUAAAUUUAAAGGUAUUACAAUGCCAAAUAGACAUAGACUAGUUUACAAUUUAUUGGAUGAUGAAAUAAAUAUACAUGGAGUCCAUGCAUUACAAAUGAAAACAAAAAGUGAAUAG